Molecule: messenger RNA, 2218 nt
Organism: Haliotis rubra (blacklip abalone)
Lineage: Eukaryota; Metazoa; Mollusca; Gastropoda; Lepetellida; Haliotidae
Product: multiple epidermal growth factor-like domains protein 6
Exons: 2
Coding region: 1070-1780 (236 amino acids)
Source: RefSeq, a predicted model, not a curated record
GAUUAUCACCUCAACAUGUGAGCAGAUAUGUAACGUAUUUGUUUGUGACAGAACAGAUCAGACAUUAUCAUGGGGUCGUAAACAUGCUGGCAUAAGAAUUGUAAUGAGUUGUUAAAAAUGAUACUAUUUGACAAUGUUUGUUGGUAACACAGCCUGUCGGUUAGGUGUGCCCAACUUGUACCGGUUGAUCUUACGCUAACAUCUGCCUCAGCUCCUUUUGGAACAGUCUUGCUGUGUGACCGUUCAAACUUAGAAUUAUUUCGGGGAACUAGCUUCUGGAUCUCCACGCCUGAAAACACAAGCAGAGAUGAUCUCAGGCAAAACAGGAAUCUUUAUUAAAUAUAGGUGAAAGCAACAUUCAUUCAGUUAACAUUCUAUAGUCACCAUUCAAAUCCAUAGUUCAUUGGUAAGACAAUUAUGAUACCAUGAUCCACACAAUAGUGGUUUUAACCGAUUCAUGUAUUCUGUUAGAUGUGGUUAAAUACAUGACAAAAGAAACGUUUCUAAAGUACGCCACUCUGUGGAAAUAUUGCGGAUCAGUUGUGAUUGUCAAGUAGAUCGAUGACUUUUGAUAUCACCCAUGUAAAGAUCUUCACUUGAUACCGCGUCACUGUACUUGUCAAACCGACCAAUUCCUAUUUUUUGUAGUAAUAUUUCGAGCUGUCGUAAGACCUUUCAGAGAUUCAGACGUUUCAGCAGCACGGUAAAAUAUUGAAUCAAGUGAUCAUGUGUUUUUAAAAUAAAUCACUGACCGAACAUUUAUAGCAAAGAACUUUCAUUGUUUAUAAGGUAUAUUCAUCUACAGGUGCCAAAUGUCCCAACAACCAGCAUUAUACUGAGUGUGAUGAACAGACAGGUCAAUGCAGUACCAAGUGCCACAGAGGAUAUUUCGGCCCCAACUGCAGGGAUGUUUGCAGCAGCAGGUGCAGGUACCACACGUGUGAGCUGCUCCCUGACAAAGGUAUUGGGAGAUGUACUGCUGGUUGUAUACCUGGAUUCCAGGGUCUCACCUGUCACAGGCCAUGUGACACUCUCCAGGUAGGCUGUACCAGGUGCCCAGGUGGAUGUGAUGGGGAGUAUUGUCAGGUGGCUGGAGCUUGUUUCUCUGGUUGCAGCCGCUCCUACUACGGAGCAGGAUGUAAGACAUGUUCCAGCAGAUGUAAGUCCUGCAACAGGAUCACAGGAGUGUCACCCUCCUUAUUCUGGAGUAGAGUGUAGACACUCAUGUGAGAACUGUGUCGGAGGGUGUGAGAGUGGCUGUACAGAGGGAUGCAGACAAGGUUUCUAUGGUGACGGCUGUACUGAAGCCUGCAGUGACACCUGUCGACCUAACCCCUCCCUGACCACGGGUGGACAAUGUCCAGAUGGAGACACGUGUCCACCUGAGUGUCACAGCCAGACUGGCGAGUGUGUCUACGGUUGUGUUGAUGGCUGGUAUGGCCCCAAGUGUUCACGGCGAUGCACCUCUAACUGCCAGCACCAGAGGUGUAACCAGGUAGGUGCGUGUGUUGUGGGGUGUGAACAGUUCAGAUCUGCUUGUGAAAGCUGCCUGGAGCAAUGCCUCAACCUCACCUGUGCCUCAAUCAACGCCUCUUGUUGCAGUGGUUGCAGUAAUGGUACAUCUGGUUGUGUGGUGCCCUGUAAUGUAUGUACUGUAUGUCUUGAUGGUGUUGCUACAAACUCCGGUGAACACAACGUCACCGGGUGCAGGUACAACUGCACACACAACGUGUCAUCACCUGGCUGUCCUCCCGGGCUUGUCCCACAGAUGUUCCACUAAUAGACAUAGACACAGUGAAGUAUCUUGUGCUGGCUGUCAUCUGUAUCCUAGCAACAGGUCUGUGUGGUUGCUGCUGCUACCACAGAGGGUUGUCCACAAAUUGGUGGGUUACACCAUCACCGCCAACUACAACACAAUUAUACAGUUAGAUUAAGGCAACUCACCUGAUGUUAUUGAUAUUUAGAGACAAGAUGGGUUGCUGUCCACAAACAGGUGGGUUACACCAUCACCACCAACUACAACACAGUUAUACAGUUAGAUUAAGGCAACUCACCUGAUGUUAUUGAUAUUUAGAGACAAGAUGGGUUGCUGUCCACAAACAGGUGGGUUACACCAUCACCACUAACUACACAAUAAUUAUAUAGUUUGAUGAAAUUCGUUGAUAAUUCAUGUGAUUUUAGUCUGUUUUUACAGAAAUGAUGAGAUGUUGUCAUUAAC